Messenger RNA from Hibiscus syriacus, 991 nucleotides. RefSeq names its product ABC transporter G family member 6-like. Bases 429 to 929 code for a protein of 166 amino acids. NCBI's taxonomy places the organism in Eukaryota, Viridiplantae, Streptophyta, Magnoliopsida, Malvales, Malvaceae. The record is from RefSeq and is a predicted model, not a curated record. The transcript has a single exon.
GGUCAUCGAGGUGUUUAGGGAGGUGAACGAAGGCGAGUUUCGAUCGGAAUCGAUAUAAUUCAUGAUCCGAUACUAUUGUUCCUCGAUGAACCAACUUCGGGUCUCGACUCAACGAGUGCAUUCAUGGUUGUUAAAGUCCUUCAACGAAUUGCACAAAGUGGAAGCAUCGUGAUAAUGGCGAUUCAUGAACCAAGUUCGAGAAUUUUAGGAUUAAUAGAUCGCUUGAUAAUCUUAUCACACGGAAGAACGUUAUACAAAGAUUCACCGGCGAAUCUCUCACAGUUCUUCAGUGAUUUCGGUCAACCAAUUCCGAGAAACGAAAACCAUUCCGAGUUCGCGCUUGACUUGAUCCGUGAACUCGAAGAAACUCCUUCAGGAACCCAGAAUUUAUUCGAAUUCAGCAAGUCCUGGAAUGGAAUGCAUCAUCAAUGGAUGAUAAUGGCGACGAUGAUAGUAUUGGUUCCAACAAGCGAACUACUCUUCCACUUAAAGAAGCCAUAGCCAAAAGCAUUUCUCGCGGAAAGCUAGUCUCCGGUGGUGGUGCGAAUCAGUCAUUAUCAGUUCCAUCAUUCGCCAAUCCAUUUUACAUAGAAGUGAUGGUACUAUCCAAACGAUUGUUAACGAACUCGAGACGAAUGCCGGCGAAGUUCGCCGUCCGAUUAGGCACCAUAAUAGUCACCGGAGUAGUCCUCUGUGGCUUCCUCGUCGCUCGAGAUCGGCUACCCAAAUACUGGCUAUGGUUUCAUUAUAUCUCUUUGAUUCCUGGAUCCGACGGAAUGCUAUGUUAUGGGUGUUCAACUGUUCGAUCAGACGGCGCUUGGGACGUUGCCGGCGCCGAUGAAGAGCGAGUUAUUGGCGAGCAUGGAGCGUGUUUUGGGGAGGAAUAUAACGAGUUCAACGUGUUUAACGACCGGGAAAGAUAUACUUAAGCAGCAAGGGAUCACCAAGUUAAGCAAAUGGAACUGUGUGCGGGUUAUUGUUGCAUGGGGCU